Molecule: messenger RNA, 1844 nt
Organism: Ruditapes philippinarum (Manila clam)
Lineage: Eukaryota; Metazoa; Mollusca; Bivalvia; Venerida; Veneridae
Product: medium-chain acyl-CoA ligase ACSF2, mitochondrial-like
Biological process (GO): fatty acid metabolic process
Molecular function (GO): medium-chain fatty acid-CoA ligase activity
Source: RefSeq, a predicted model, not a curated record
UAUAUUGGGGAAUAAAUCGCUAAAACGGUCUUUCAGUUGCAGCUCUUACUGUUUUUCUACAAAAUGGAGCUACACACACGGACCCGGGGAAAUCCCUCUAAGGGGCAUAACUAUUGGUAAACUUUUACAAACCCAGACAGAAAAGACACCUGAUAGAGAAGCUGUUGUUUUCCCGACGACAGGAGUCAGGAAAACAUUCUUUCAAUUAUUAGAAGAGGCCGAUCGUUUUGCAGCUGGGCUUUUAGAGCUUGGUCUUAAAAAGGGAGAUCGUGUUGGAAUCUGGGGUCCGAACUCGCCGGAAUGGGUCAUAACACAGUAUGCAACGGCAAGAGCUGGCUUGAUUUUAGUGAAUAUCAACCCUUUAUACCGAAGUUUUGAACUGGAGUAUGCUUUACAGCUGGUUGAUUGUAAAGCAGUAGUGUGUGCGACAGAGUUCAAGGACCAGCUUUAUUAUGAGAUUAUGUUUCAACUUGUACCGGAACUGGCUUCUUGUAAACCACAUACUCUUCGCAGUCAUAUACUACCAGGUCUGAAGUACAUUAUAAUGAUGGGUGAAGAUGACUACCCGGGAACUUUGAAGUUUUCUGACGUCAUGGCUGCCGGAAGUGACUCGAGCGUUCGGCAGAUUGUUGACAUACAGGACAGCCUUCAGUUUGAUGAACCUAUAAAUAUCCAAUUUACAUCGGGCACGACGGGGUUUCCGAAAGGUGCAACAUUAUCACACCAUAAUAUUGUAAAUAACAGUUAUUUUACCGGACUGCGGUUGGAUUUCCAUAACAGGCCGGCUAGAAUCUGCUGUCCUGUGCCGUUAUAUCACUGUUUUGGGAUGGUUUUAGCAUGUUUACAAAUACCAAAUCACGGGGCUACAUGUGUGUUUCCAGCUCCAGGCUUCGACCCAGCCUCUGCUUUGACAGCUGUGGCGAAAGAAAAAUGUACAGCAUUAUAUGGAGUACCAACAAUGUUUAUUGACAUGUUAAACUACCCUGAAUUCGACAAGUUUGAUCUGUCAACCCUGUACACUGGUAUAAUGGCGGGGUCACCAUGUCCUAUAGAAACAAUGAAGCAGGUCAUUGCUAAAAUGCACAUGUACGAGGUCACGGUAUGUUACGGCACGACAGAAAAUAGUCCCGUGACGUUCCAAAGCAAGAGAAACGAUUCAGUAGACAAGCGAGUAUCAACUGUUGGUACAGCACAUCCACAUGUAGAGGCAAAAGUUGUUGAUGAAGACGGUAAAAUAGUGCCUGUGGGAACAGUUGGCGAGUUGUGCACGAGGGGAUACACGACAAUGCUCGGGUACUGGGGAGAUGAGGAUAAAACACGUGAAGUUUGUUUACCUGAUAGAUGGUAUCUUACAGGGGACACUGCUAUAAUGGAUAAAGAUGGCUUUGUACAAAUAUCAGGCCGUAUUAAGGACAUGAUAAUUAGAGGUGGAGAAAAUAUUUACCCGUUAGAGAUAGAACAAGUUUUGUAUACUCACCCUAAGAUUAAAGACGUUCAGGUUGUAGGGGUACCAGACAAGCGUCUCGGGGAACAGAUAUGUGCCUGGGUAGAGUUAAAAGAUGGUGAAACAGCCACAGAGGAGGAAAUCAGGCAGUUUUGUAAAGAAAAGAUUGCAAAGUUUAAAGUUCCAAAGUACGUACAGUUUGUUACAGAGUAUCCACUUACGGUGACAGGAAAAGUUCAAAAAUUUAAAAUUAGGGAAGAGGCUACUAUAUCACUUGGGCUGGAACAUGUUUUAAGAUAAAUUUGAGAUCGAGUUACGUUACGUUGUGAAGUAACGUAAAUUAUGCUGUACCAUGCAAGUUCAGUAAACUGAUAUACAGCGUUGGUUAAACGUAGAUAUA